GCUGGUGGAGGCAAAAAGGGGUGACUGCAUCUGACAGAAAAUGCAGAAAGGAGUCUUGCUGUCCUUUGAGGAUGAACUUGCUGUUGCAGCCACAGGUUUAUUUAUGUUUCUCUGUCAACUGCUUUGAGCACUUGCUUUGUCAACUGCUUUGAGUAGUAGGAACUUCAUGGACUAGACUCGAGCCUGUUGCUGUCAGAACAUGGUGAUGAGUUUCCGGGUCUCGGACCUCCAGGUGUUGUUGGGCUUCGUCGGCCGGAGUAAGAGCGGUCUGAAACACGAACUGGUAACGCGGGCCCUGCAGCUGGUCCAGUUUGACUGUAGCCCGGAACUGUUCAAGAAGAUCAAGGAGAUCUACGAGAUGCGCUACGCCAAGCUUUCGGAGCCGGUCCAGCCGUCGUCCCAGCAGCCCCCGCAGCACCGGCCCCCCUCGGAAGCCCUCUCCCUCCAUUCCUCCUUCGACCGCGGCAGCGCGGCCGCCAGGACUGCUCUCUCCACGCCCAACAUUGACUAUCCUGCCUUGUAUGGGAAAUACUUAAAUGGACUCGGGCGGUUGCCCCUCAAGCCAGUGAAGCCCGAAGUCCGGCUGGUGAAGCUCCCUUUCUACACCAUCCUGGACGAACUGUUGAAGCCCACUGAGCUUGCCCCCCAGAACAACGAGAAGCUGCAGGAGAGUCCGUGUGUCUUCGCGCUGACGCCGAGGCAAGUGGAGCUGAUCAGAAAUUCCAGAGAAUUGCAGCCAGGUGUGAAAUCGGUCCAGGUUGUCCUCAGAAUCUGUUACACAGAUACAAGUUGCCCUCAGGAAGACCAGUAUCCCCCAAACAUUGCUGUGAGAGUGAAUCAUAGUUACUGUUCCGUCCCGGGAUACUACCCCUCCAAUAAGCCCGGCGUGGAGCCCAAGCGGCCUUGUCGUCCCAUCAACCUCACCCAUCUCAUGUAUCUGUCUUCGGCGACCAACCGCAUCACUGUCAUUUGGGGCAAUUAUGGAAAGAGCUACUCCGUGGGCCUCUACCUUGUGCGACAGAUGACCUCGACAGAGCUGCUGCAGAGGUUGAAAACGAUCGGUAUUAAGCACCCGGAGCUCUGCAAAGCACUGGUCAAAGAGAAACUGCGCCUGGAUCCGGAAAGUGAAAUAGCCACCACUGGUGUCCGGGUGUCUCUCAUAUGCCCGCUGGUAAAGAUGCGUUUGUCGGUGCCGUGUCGGGCUGAGAGCUGUGCCCACUUGCAGUGCUUCGAUGCCGUCUUCUAUCUCCAGAUGAAUGAGAAGAAGCCCACAUGGAUGUGUCCGGUGUGCGACAAACCGGCCACUUAUGACCAGCUAAUGAUUGACGGGCUCCUGUCAAAGAUCUUAACAGAAUGUGAGGAUGCAGAUGAGAUCGAAUAUUUGGUGGAUGGUUCCUGGUGCCCGAUCAAAGCGGAGAAGGAGAGAAGUUACAGCCCUCAGUGCCCGAUUCUAGUUGUAGGGGGAUCCCCAGAUGUAAAUGGGGUGUCACCCCCUGCCCCCAGUACGAACGGGGAGAAUGGCAAGGUCCCUGCCAAUGUGGUGGAUUUGACACUGGACAGCUCGUCUUCUGAGGAAGAGGAUGACAAGGAGGAGGAGGAGGAGGAAGAGGAGGAUGACGAAGAUGGUGGACCCAGAAGGAAAUUUCCCCGCCUAUACAAGAAGGGCUUGGCUUCUGCCUGUUGACUGCAGAAGGCGCUUCGAGACCUCUGAGUGGAAAAGCUUGAAUACUCUGGUGCUUACUCAGAUGCAGGAAGAGGGGCAUUUUCUCCCCCCAUGGGUUUUUUUCAUGGCUGGGCUGGGAGGUGUCUGGACCCCAGCAAGAUUUCAUGUUAGGUUUUUCUGUUCCAUGGGCACGUGUGGAAAUAGGGUGGGUGGGGAGAGAGGAAACCGAAAAAAAGAGAGAAAAACCGAAAUAAUUGGAAUCACUUGGUGUCUCCAGCAGCUCGGAGAACCUUGGAUAAACCAGUGGGAACCCUUUUUAGCCUCUUCUUUAAAAAAAAAGAAGUAGAUUUCUUGCAUAGCAGUUCCCUUUUUUUUUUAAUUGAACAGAAGCCAUUGUGGGGUGGGGUGGGGGAGGGGGUAUGGGGAGGUCAGAAUGUGGGAAGGGCUCAAACCACAAAUCGGUCUGGUUUUUUUUUGAAGUGCAAUAACUUGGUGUGUUUUGGAAGAUGGAACAGCCUGAGAAUUCCCCUCUUUCGCCAAAGGCUUCAUCUCGAGCCAGGCACGUUGGGCCAUGGAGUGGCUUUUUCGGGGAGGGGGAGGAAUGAAGGGAGGGGAGGGGGUGAUGGGCCUUCCAGAACAAAAAUGACAUGUGGAGGAACUUUUUUUUCGGUUUCUAGUCAACUACCUCGGUAAAAACCCCAAUUCAGGUGUAGUUCAGUAGUGGGAAUGGGGUGCGGUGCGGCGUGCGAGUGACAGCCUGCCUGGACUUCCGGCUGCUCUGAUACUUCUCCUCUCUGUUCCGUGGCGUGCGCAUGCGUGCGCUUGUGUUCGUGGACCCUUUUAAUAUUGCCCUCCCCCCUCUUUUUUUUUGCUCCGCCUGGCCUCGCCAAACUUGCCUGCAUCUGCUGUGGACUUUCUCGCUGGCGAGGGAGGUAUAGCUCGCCCGCUGUGGAUGUCCAAGAGAAAAUGGGGGUGGUGGGAUCAGUCAGUUGAGUGGCCAGGCAAAUAGGGCUCAGGUGUGUAGUGUGGUGAAAGCCAUCCUUGCGGGCGUUGCUUUCAACCUUCCCAAUGGACAAGGAUAUUUGGUCCCCCUCACCCUUCCCUUCCUGGUUCCUUCCAUAUGGCUGCUGCUUGGUGCUCCUUCUCGGGCAUAGUCUGGCUGCACAAACUUGGACCAUCAAGUGGUGUUGCUUUCUCCCCCCCCAAUCUUAAUGUGUUUGAGGUGCCCCCCCAGAAAAGGAAAGUGGGGGGAAAGCUGGAGAGAAUGUACAGCCCUCAGUUAAAACAAAACCAACAGCAGUGCUUCCUGGAGUGCUGCGUUUUCAAAGGAAAGGAGAAAUACACUCUCUUUAAAGGACAACACACACACACACCCCACGGCAACUUGUGAGAGGCAGAUGAGCGCUAAACCAAUAGAGGCACCUAAUAAUUCUUGCCCCACUUUAGAGAGCACCUUGUGCAGCCCCACAUGCGGGGGGGGGGUAGUCUUCUCCAGAGAUGGAUGCCAUCCUUCAGAGGCAACUUCUCCUGGCAGUUCCAAAGUCGGAGAAGCCCACCCAGCCCGGCCUCCUGCUGUUGGAAGAGACCGGACCCCUUCGAGCAGCUGGAGAAGAGCCCCCGCUUACAAGCUCCACUGGGGCCUGGCAGACACCCUCUGCUUUUCCUUUUCCCUCGAAACCUGCUGAGGGACCAUCACAGAGCCCCUGGGAUGUUGUGCAGCCACAAGUCAUGGAAAGCCAGAGAGGGGCGACGACUGUCCCCUCCCUUCUGUGGAAGCCCACGUGGGGAGGUGGAAGAUGGAGGGAGAUGGGCCUCCAACUGUCUUGGCUCUUCCAUCCCCCCCCCCCCAAUUUCUGUUCCCACAGUAACUAAUUUUUUUUUAAGGUCAAUCUAACAUCUCAAAAUUAAGCAAUAGUUUGCAGUUUUUAAAACACACAUUCUUCAGAUCCAUGUAGAGUUUGCAGUGAACUUUUAUUGUAUAGACUGCAGCUUGCAUCUUCAGCCGCGCAGUAGCAGUAGGGUUCUUCCCCUCUCUCUCUACUCCCCACCUCCUUCAACAUUUGUAUUCUAAUUUAAUUGCCUGUUUUAAAUUUUAUUUUGGACUCUCUCCCUCCCCCCGCUCCCCUUCAAAGCCAAGCCACUGCUGUUUAUUGAGACUGCUUCAAUUUAUUUCCUUUUCCCCCCAUCUGGUCAGCUUUCCAUUCUGUACAUAUUUUACUUAUCUUCCCCCCCCCCUUUUUUGUAAAGAAAGAUUAUUUUUCUUUCCUUCAAUACACAUUGUUCAGAAUUCAAGAUUAUAGUGUUUGUUAAAUAAAUAAAAUGAAAGAUUUCAAUUUAA
This is a messenger RNA of Hemicordylus capensis (graceful crag lizard), 4001 nucleotides long. RefSeq names its product protein inhibitor of activated STAT 4 (gene PIAS4). Gene Ontology annotation, biological process: regulation of transcription by RNA polymerase II; protein sumoylation. The transcript is spliced from 12 exons. Gene Ontology annotation, molecular function: SUMO ligase activity; transcription coregulator activity; zinc ion binding. The coding region runs from base 200 to 1684 and encodes 494 amino acids. Lineage: Eukaryota; Metazoa; Chordata; Lepidosauria; Squamata; Cordylidae. The record is from RefSeq and is a predicted model, not a curated record.